Molecule: messenger RNA, 7644 nt
Organism: Oncorhynchus masou masou (cherry salmon)
Lineage: Eukaryota; Metazoa; Chordata; Actinopteri; Salmoniformes; Salmonidae
Product: voltage-dependent N-type calcium channel subunit alpha-1B-like
Exons: 53
Coding region: 1-7263 (2420 amino acids)
Biological process (GO): calcium ion import across plasma membrane; chemical synaptic transmission
Cellular component (GO): membrane; voltage-gated calcium channel complex; neuronal cell body
Molecular function (GO): high voltage-gated calcium channel activity
Source: RefSeq, a predicted model, not a curated record
AUGGCUCGCUUCGAAGAGGAACUAUCUAACCGGCGUGGAGGGGUCUGUCAAGCGGGCCCACCAAGAGGGGCAGGUAGGCCAGCAGGCCCCCCAAGCGGUCCUAGGGUGUACAAACAAUCAAUGGCCCAACGAGCCAGGACAAUGGCCAUUUACAACCCCAUCCCUGUCAAGCAGAGCUGUCUUAAUGUCAACCGUUCUCUAUUCAUCUUUAGUGAGGACUGUAUCAUACGGAAAUAUGCCAAAAAGAUUACCGAAUGGCCUCCAUUUGAAUACCUGAUCCUGGCCACCAUUAUAGCCAACUGCAUCGUCCUUGCCUUGGAGCAGCACCUACCAGCCAGCGACAAGACCCCCAUGUCAGAGCGUCUGGAUGACACAGAGCCCUAUUUUAUUGCAAUAUUUUGUUUUGAAGCUGGCAUUAAGAUCAUCGCCCUUGGUUUUGCGUUUCACAAAGGCUCCUAUCUUCGGAAUGGCUGGAAUGUAAUGGACUUUGUGGUGGUACUAACAGGGAUGCUGGCUACAGUGGGAGCAGACUUUGACUUGAGAACUCUGAGGGCAGUACGGGUCCUGAGGCCACUGAAACUGGUGUCUGGAAUCCCUAGUCUUCAGGUAGUUCUAAAGUCCAUCAUGAAAGCCAUGGUGCCUCUGCUGCAGAUUGGCAUGCUGCUCUUCUUCGCUAUACUCAUGUUCGCCAUCAUCGGCCUGGACUUUUACAUGGGAAAGUUCCACCGGACCUGCUUCAGGACUGAUACAGGUGAGCAGGCAGCAGAGUUCCCCUGUGGUUUGGAGGCUCCAGCGAGGACCUGUGAGAAUGGAACUGUGUGUCAGGAAUACUGGAUCGGUCCCAACUACGGCAUUACCAACUUUGACAACAUCCUCUUUGCUAUUCUGACCGUCUUCCAGUGCAUCACCAUGGAGGGAUGGGUGGACAUCCUCUAUAACGCCAACGAUGCCUCAGGGAACACCUGGAACUGGAUCUACUUCAUCCCCCUCAUCAUCAUCGGAUCCUUCUUCAUGCUGAACCUGGUCCUGGGAGUCCUGUCUGGGGAGUUUGCCAAGGAGCGUGAGCGUGUGGAGAAGAGGCAGGAGUUUCUGAAGCUUCGCAGGCAGCAGCAGAUCGAGAGGGAGCUGACUGGAUACCUGGAAUGGAUAUGCAAGGCAGAGGAGGUGAUGCUGGCAGAGGAGGACAAGCAUGCUGAAGAGAUGUCUCCACUGGAUGUGUUAAAAAGAGCCAAGAAGAGCAAGAAUGACCUGAUCAACGCUGAGGAGGGCGAAGACCACUUCACUGACAUCUCAUCUGUUGGUUCUCCAUUCACCCGGGCCAGCCUGAAGAGCAGCAAGAACGACAGUGCUUCCUACUUCCGGAGGAAAGAGAAGCGGCUCCGCUUCACCAUCAGACGCCUGGUCAAGGCCCAGAGCUUCUACUGGACAGUCCUGUGUCUGGUGGGCCUCAACACACUGUGUGUGGCCAUUGUUCAUUAUGACCAGCCUGAGUGGCUCACCUAUGCGCUGUAUUUGGCAGAGUUUGUAUUCCUGGGCUUGUUUCUGACUGAGAUGUCCAUGAAAAUGUAUGGACUAGGACCUAGGAACUACUUCCAUUCCUCUUUCAAUUGUUUUGAUUUUGGAGUGAUUAUAGGCAGUAUUUUUGAGGUGAUCUGGGCAGUUGUGAAACCUGGGGCUUCCUACGGCAUCAGCGUCCUGAGAGCUCUCCGUCUGCUCAGGAUUUUCAAAGUCACUAAGUACUGGAACUCUCUGAGGAACCUGGUGGUCUCUUUACUCAACUCCAUGAAGUCCAUUAUCAGCCUGCUCUUCCUCCUCUUCCUCUUCAUCGUGGUGUUCGCCCUACUGGGCAUGCAGCUCUUUGGGGGAAUGUUUAAUUUUGAAGAGGAGACACCAACAACAAACUUCGACACCUUUCCAGCAGCCAUUCUCACAGUUUUCCAGAUUCUGACAGGAGAGGACUGGAAUGCUGUGAUGUAUCAUGGGAUAGAGUCCCAGGGGGGUGUUCAGUGGGGAAUGUUCUCCUCUAUCUACUUCAUCGUUCUCACCCUGUUUGGAAACUACACUCUGCUCAAUGUCUUCUUGGCCAUCGCUGUUGACAACCUUGCAAACGCACAGGAGCUCACUAAGGACGAGGAGGAGCAGGAGGUGGCCAUCACUAAGAAGAUGGCCCUCCAGAAGGUCAAGGAGGUGAAGGAGGUCAGCCCCAUUUCGGCAGCUAACAUCUCCAUCACAGCGCUACACAGUAUGCUGUACACAGGCCAACAUGGAGCGGAGAGGGCAAUGCCAGCAAGUUUUGUAAAGCAAAGUCAAGGUGCACUCUCUUGCAGCUCGUCCGUCUGCAGCGUUAAUUCACUGAGUUAUGUCUGCUCCCCAGUCCAUCACUACUUGAGAGUUUUUCAGUGUACCCUAUUAAAGGGGAACUACCCUGUCCCUCUGCUCUGUCUGUCCACCUGCAGUAUGGAGCAGCAGAAGUCUCUGAAGAUGAUGUCAGUGUGGGAGCAGCGCACCACUCAGCUGAGGAGACACAACCUGCGGGCCAGCAGUGAGGCCCUAUACAGCGAGCUGGACCCUGAGGAGAGGCUACGCAUGUCCUCGGCCCUGCACAUCCGCCCUGACAUGAAGACCCACCUGGACCGGCCCCUGGUCGUGGAGCCCCACGAUGGCCCCGGCCACAUGGGCUACCUCAAGCCCUGGACCCCUGAGGAGACAGAUAACCCUGGGGACCCAGGCGGCCCCCAGCCACGUAGGCGCCACCGGGACAGAGAGAGACCCAUCGACAAGGCCAAUGAGAUUGGAGAUUCGGGCAAAGAGGGUAGGCACCAUGUCCAUCACAGUCGCAACAAGGACCCCAACGGGACUCGGUGCAAGGAGGGGAAGAGUGAGCGGUCGCACAGCCGAGAGGGUGUCAGGAGGCACCACCACCAGACCUCAGUGGACGAGGGAGGUGGAGGGGGAACUGGGACGGGAGAGAGAGAGCACCGCCACCACCACUCCCACAGACAGGCCAGAGAGGGUAAUGGCACUGUCAACAGCGGACGCAAGGAUGAGCGCAGGUCACGCCACAAAGAUGGCCGCUCGGGAGAGAUGUGCUCCAGGGGAGAGAACAGGGCCAAUGGGGAGAGGAGGAGGCAGAAGACCCACAGUUACAGGGGCAAGUCCACACUGGAGGGAGAGGAGCACAGUGAGAGGGAGAGGGGGAAGGGCCACAGGGACAGAUAUGUGGAAUCUGAGGGCGACUCCAUGGCCACUAGCACCCAGCAGGACCCUGGAGAUCAGAGGUGGGGCACAGAGAUACCUGAGGACUCAGACAACCAGAGGAAUGUCAGACGGACAGGACGGACGGCCAUCCACAUCCCCCCUGUCACCAUCACCUCCCCGCCUGGGGAGACCACCCUUAUCCCCAUGAACAGUAUAGACUGUGAGACCAUACCUAUGAACAAGGAGAAGAAGACCCUGGAGGCGUUGACUCGGACCGGACCCAGACCCAUCCUCCCCUACAGCUCCAUGUUUGUGUUUGGCCAGACCAACAUGGUGCGGCGUCUGUGUCAUUACAUUGUGAGCCUGCGGUACUUUGAGAUGUGUAUCCUGGUAGUGAUAUCUAUGAGUAGCAUUGCAUUGGCUGCUGAGGACCCUGUCCAGGCCAACGCUCCACGCAACAAUGUGCUCAAGUAUCUGGACUACGUCUUUACGGGAGUUUUCACAUUUGAGAUGGUGAUUAAGAUGGUUGACCUGGGCCUUCUGCUCCAUCCUGGUUCUUACUUCAGAGAUCUCUGGAACAUUCUGGACUUCAUUGUGGUCAGUGGAGCACUGGUGGCAUUUGCAUUUUCGAGCUUCAUGGGACCGCCACAAGGUGUGCCCAGAGGGUCCAAAGGAAAGGACAUCAGCACCAUCAAGUCCCUCAGAGUUCUGCGAGUCUUACGGCCCCUCAAGACCAUCAAGCGCCUGCCAAAGCUGAAGGCUGUGUUUGACUGUGUGGUCAACUCCCUGAAGAACGUCUUCAACAUCCUCAUUGUCUACAUGCUCUUCAUGUUCAUCUUCGCUGUCAUCGCUGUGCAACUGUUCAAGGGGAAGUUCUUCUACUGCUCCGAUGAGUCCAAGGCACUGGAGAAGGACUGCAGAGGUCAUUUCCUGGACUACGAUAAGGAUGAGGUGGCCGCCCAGCCUCGGGUGUGGAAGAAGUAUGAGUUCCACUAUGACAACGUGCUGUGGGCCUUCCUCACUCUCUUCACUGUGUCCACCGGAGAGGGCUGGCCCGAUGUUCUGAAGCACUCUGUGGACGCUACCUUUGAGGACCAGGGUCCCAGUCCAGGCUACCGUAUAGAGAUCUCCAUCUUCUACGUGGUCUACUUCGUGGUCUUUCCCUUCUUCUUCGUCAACAUCUUUGUGGCCUUGAUCAUCAUUACCUUCCAGGAGCAAGGGGACAAGGCCAUGUCGGAGUGCAGCCUGGAGAAAAACGAGAGGGCCUGCAUUGACUUCGCCAUCAACGCCAAGCCACUGACACGUUACAUGCCAGAGAACGUACAGUCCUUCCAGUACCGGAUGUGGAAGUUUGUGGUGUCACCUCCGUUUGAGUACGCCAUUAUGAUCAUGAUCGCCCUGAACACCGUGGUGCUCAUGAUGAAGUUCCAUGGAGCUCCAGACUUCUACGAGGCCAUGUUGAAGCACUUCAACAUUGUCUUCACUGCCCUCUUCUCUCUGGAGUGUAUUCUGAAGAUCAUCGCCUUCGGACCACUGAACUACCUGAAGGAUGCCUGGAACGUGUUUGACUUUGUGACCGUGCUGGGAAGUAUAACUGACAUCGUGGUCACAGAAAUCAAUACAACGGACCGGCUUUUGAACCUGAGUUUUCUGAGGCUGUUCAGAGCAGCUCGUCUCAUCAAACUACUGAGGCAAGGCUACACCAUCCGUAUCCUGCUGUGGACCUUCGUCCAGUCCUUUAAGGCCCUGCCCUAUGUUUGCCUUCUGAUAGCAAUGCUGUUCUUCAUCUAUGCCAUCAUCGGUAUGCAGGUGUUCGGAAACAUUGAGCUCAACGAGGACACAUCCAUCACUCACCACAACAACUUCCGCACUUUUCUUCAGGCUCUCAUGCUACUGUUCAGGAGUGCCACAGGGGAGGCGUGGCAUGAGAUCAUGCUGUCGUGUUUGAGUCACAGAGCCUGUGAUGAGAGGUCAGGCAACCUGGGGAAGGAGUGUGGCAGUGACUUUGCCUACUUCUACUUUGUGUCCUUCAUCUUCCUCUGCUCUUUCCUGAUGCUUAAUCUGUUUGUGGCUGUGAUCAUGGAUAACUUUGAAUACCUGACUCGAGACUCUUCUAUACUGGGGCCUCAUCAUCUGGAUGAGUUCAUCCGUGUUUGGGCUGAGUACGACCCUGCUGCCUGCGGACGGAUUCGCUAUAACGAUAUGUACAACUUGUUACGAAUUAUCUCGCCCCCUCUUGGCUUAGGGAAGAACUGCCCUAAUAGGGUAGCGUACAAGCGGCUAGUCAAGAUGAACAUGCCCAUCGCUGAUGACAACACAGUCCACUUCACCUCCACACUAAUGGCCCUGAUCCGGACAGCUCUGGAGAUUAAACUGGCCUCAGGGAUGGUUGCCCAGCGUCUCUCUGAUGCUGAGCUGAAGAAAGAGCUCUCCCAGGUUUGGCCAAGCCUCUCACAGAAAACUAUGGAUCUGUUGGUGACACCACACAAACCCAAUGAGCUUACUGUUGGGAAGGUGUAUGCAGCCCUGAUGAUCUUUGACUACUACAAGCAGAACCGAGCCAAGAGGCUCAAGGAACAGCAACAGCAGCAGCAGAAUGCUACUGGCUCCCAGGGGAAGGUGGGGGCUCUGUUUAAACCAAUACUGCCCCUGACUCACAAGCAGGAGAAAGUGAAGGAGAAGGCCAUGACCAACGUGGAGCCUCCCUGUGAGCUACUGCCUCAGCCCCAGUCUCAGGCCCUACCUAGACCCAGCUCCACCCUGCUCAACAACGGAGGCACACUGCCAGGCCAUGAUGGCACCAUGAUAGGAUCAUCCUCCUGGGUGUCAGAGAAGUCUAGAGAGGUCCACAGACCCAGGAAUAAGACACCUGUCCAAAGGGGCCAGUCUGAGGAUGUCCCAAACCUAACCAUCCCCCAGGAGUCAGUGGAGAUGAGGAAGAUGGACACCAGUUGCAGCACAGUGCCUGGUCCUGGGUCUGGACUGGAGAGCCAGGGAAGAGCUGUGUCCAUGCCUCGCCUCAACGCAGAGCUGCAGAGGAGCAAGUCGCGCCACUCCCUGCUGGCACCUGUUCCUGACUGCAGCCCAGUGAAACGCUCUGCGUCCACCCACGCCCCCCAGCGCCCCCAGGAGGUGAGCCUGCAUGAAUACACCCUGGAGAGGCCCAACACCCAAGAAAGGCCUCACCAUCACCACCACCACCACCGCUGCCACCACCACCGAGAGAGGGACAAGAAGCAGCGGUCACUGGACAGGACGCCAAGCACCAUUGGUGCACCAGGAGACCCGGCUGCAGAGCCCUCAUCUAGAGACAGGGUGCAGGACCGCGGCCGCUCCCAUGAGAGGAAGAACCACUCGACGGCAGGGGAGAAGCAGCGCUACUACUCUUGUGAUCGCUACAGCAGCAGGGAACACUGCCACACCACCAAGUCUGCCACCACCAGCUAUGCCACCUCCCCCAGCGAGGUGCAGGAACCCAACAUCAACAAGCAGGGUAGUGGUUUGGUUAAAGGCAGCCCAGUGAUGUUGACCUCAGGGGCUAUCACACCUAGCCGUGGACGCAGGCAACUCCCACAGACCCCCCUGACCCCCCGCCCCGGGGUGACGUUCAAGACUGCAAACUCCUCCCCUGUGCACUUUGUGUCUGCCCAGUGUGGCAGCGGCCUGCCCACCCUGAGUCCAGGCCGGCUGAGCCGUGGGCUGUCUGAGCACAAUGCCCUGCUGCAUAGUGGCACCUCUCACAUCCCCUCCCCCAUCACCCGCAUCAGCUCUGAGCCCUUCCUGGGCUAUAGUCACAGUGACCCCCAGGGCCGGGGUAGCCCGUACUGCAACCUCCGGGACGAGCUGAUGAGCCCUUAUGCUGCCAGAGCACGCUCCCCUCGGACUGCACGUCCUCAAAUGAGGCCGGGGGCCCUCCACCUGCCUCCACCACCCCAGAAGAGACGUGUGGUGCCCAACGAAUGCCACUUUACCUUUGGUGGUAAUGGCAAUGCCAGCCUGGGCUCUGAUUCUGGUGCCAUGCCACACAGGUACUAUCACGAGGCAGAGGAGGAUGAAUGGUGCUAGCAUGGCUUUGAACAGAUGUUUUUAAUGCAUUUUGAGGAAUCGUGAUGAGUUUUAUCAUCUUUUUUGAAGGCUUUAGUUUACACGAUUGCUGUAUGAUAAGCUAAUUAUGGGAAAUAAAAAACAGCAGCAUUUUUAGGACCUGGAUGAAUAUGAAAGUGGAUGUGGAUUUGGUGAAUUGUUGGUAAUUCAGUUGGAUCUGACCAACUGUAAGGUGUCUUAUGCACUGAAGACAAUGGCAUUUUUCAUGGAGGGCACUUUUGCUUUGCUUCUUUAUCAAAUGUAAUUAUUUUUCAGUCUUGAUAUUGACCCAGAUAGUGGCAUAAGAAACCCUCCUACAGGUACACAGAGUAGAGAUGGGUGAGCAGCAGCCCUCUUUGCUGU